AUGGUUAUUAAAUUAUACAUUUCUGGAAUCUCUGGUAAUAAAGAGGUUAAAAAAAAACAACAAAGAGUUCAAAUGAUUCUCGAUAGUAAGCAAAUAACAUAUGAAGCAAUUGAUAUAACAGAACCAGGAAAAGAAAAAGAUAAAGAAUUUAUGCAACAAAAUGGAAAAGUAAGGGAAAGCCUUGGAAAAUAUCCUUUACCCCCUCAAAUAUUUAAUGAUGAUGAUUUUUGUGGAGACUAUGAAGACUUUGAUUUGGCAAAUGAAAUAGAUGAAUUAGAAAAAUUUCUACAUUUAAGUACAACUAAUUCAAAAAUUUUAGACAAUGAAUUAAAGGUAAAUGGAGUUCAAGAACAAAUAAUUGAUUCGACUACAUCUGAUGAUACUGAACAAGCAGAAGAAGUUGAGAAAAAAAAUGAGGUUAAUGGUGACAUUGAAGAUGUUACUUCUACUGUUAAAAAUGACAUUGACUCUAGUUCAAACAAUUUCCCCGAAGAAAAUUCUAUCCCCGUUAAAGAGGAUGAUGUGGAAGAAAAUGUAGAAUUAGACAAAAAUGAAUUGUGUGAGGAAAAAACAGAAAUUACAGAUGAGGAGGAAAAACCUCAAAAUGAGGAGGUACAGAGACUUGUUUGA
This is a messenger RNA of Pediculus humanus corporis (human body louse), 630 nucleotides long. RefSeq lists its product as uncharacterized. Lineage: Eukaryota; Metazoa; Arthropoda; Insecta; Psocodea; Pediculidae. Gene Ontology annotation, cellular component: cytoplasm. The transcript is spliced from 6 exons. The record is from RefSeq and is a predicted model, not a curated record. Bases 1 to 630 code for a protein of 209 amino acids.